Molecule: messenger RNA, 413 nt
Organism: Entamoeba histolytica HM-1:IMSS
Lineage: Eukaryota; Evosea; Mastigamoebida; Endamoebidae
Product: 40S ribosomal protein S10, putative
Exons: 1
Coding region: 11-394 (127 amino acids)
Cellular component (GO): cytosolic small ribosomal subunit
Molecular function (GO): structural constituent of ribosome; RNA binding
Source: RefSeq, a predicted model, not a curated record
GUCAGUCAAGAUGAGAAUUGCUACCAAAGAUAUCAUCGCCAUUUAUAAACAACUUUUCAACGACGGAUGCAUUGUUUGCCAUAAGGAUUUUGUUUGCCUCCAUCCAGUAUUCGGUAUUCCAAAUCUUCAAGUCUUUAUGUUGAUGAAAGGUCUUGCCACUAAAAAGUGUGUCAAAGAAACCUGCAACUGGAGAUGUCUUUAUUGGACACUUAAUGAUGAAGGAAUUGCUUAUCUUAGACAAAAACUUGCUCUUCCAGAAGAUGCUGUUCCAUCAACUCUUAAACAAAGCAUUCAUACAGCUGUUCAUGACGAAGCUAAGCAAAUCCAAGGAGAAAGAAAGCUUAAGAAGGACUUCAAUGCAGGAAAGAAACCAGAAAUGAAAAAAGCUGAAUAAAUGAAAGUUUAAGUUGGUG